AUGCGCGAUAAUUGGGAGGAGCAGAAGGAGAAACAGUUGAAGUGCUCAAGCCAGACAACUCCAACUCGACAGUUUCCGAGAGACUACGAGAACCUUUUGGAACGGGUCGUGGAUCGAGACAAAGAUAAACAGGCACUCCUUUUUAACCAGGAUGAUGGAGUGGAUGAACGAGACCGUGUUAAAAUCCAGGCGGAGUUGAAGGACUUUAAGGACAAAGUGAGCGCGUUGGAAAAGGAGCAGAAGAAGCAGGAGGCCAAGCAAAACAAAGACCUUCGCUUAAAGUCAAAGCUGGAGGAUGAUAUUACUCACGCUGAAUGA
Oikopleura dioica is the source of this 318-nucleotide messenger RNA. The record is from the annotation of a GenBank genome assembly. NCBI's taxonomy places the organism in Eukaryota, Metazoa, Chordata, Appendicularia, Copelata, Oikopleuridae.